Molecule: messenger RNA, 1139 nt
Organism: Brassicogethes aeneus
Lineage: Eukaryota; Metazoa; Arthropoda; Insecta; Coleoptera; Nitidulidae
Source: the annotation of a GenBank genome assembly
AUUAUUUCAAACAUUUUCCAUCACAAACACAUCUUUGCAAUAAGUUAUAUUAUUAGGUUCAAAAAAUGUCUCAUAAUCUACAUGGCACUUUUGUAUCACAAAAAGUAAAUAAAAUACGAUGGAGGCCAGAUUCCUUUAACAAUUCUCACUUUUUUAUUACUGGAAGUUGGGAUGAUGAUCAAAAUACUAUUAAAUUAUGGGAUUUUCAAGAAAAUGAAGAAGACGACGAUAUAUAUCCGUUUUUAGUUGCAACACACAACCAUAAUGGAGAUGUUACAGAGGCUAAAUUUUUAAAUCCAGAUUAUUUGCUUGCAUCUUCUUCAUUUGGAUCUGCCCGUUUAAUUAAAAUUGAAAAUAAAUACAAUGAAAUAUCACUAAAAGAUGAAAUAACCUGGGACCAUUUACAUUACUUUAAUAACAAAGAAUGUAGUCCCUGCAAUAGUUUUGCAUUAUAUGAAAAUGAUAUAGUCACUGUUGGUGAAGAUGGAAGAAUUAAUUUGUUAACAGCUCAAUCCAAGCUAAUUGUAAGGAGAAUAGAUGAAGCUGAUAGCUGCUCCUUGCAAUGUGUGAUAUUCUUAAAGCACAAUGAAAUAUUGACUAGUAAUUUAAGGGGGCAAAUGAAAAUUUGGGAUCUUCGAUCUAAAGAAAAAACUGCCAUUAAUACAUUUAUGUUGAGUGGAGACCAUGUUACACCAACAUGUUUAACAUUCCACCCUACACAAAGACAUUUAAUUAUAGCAGGAGAUGAUUUAGGUUCUUUAACAACAUGGGAUCUACGUCAUAACACCUAUCCAGUUAAUGUUUUAAAUGCACAUGAAGGGUCCAUUUCAGAAAUUCAAUUUCAUCCUGAUAAUCCAGACCAACUCUUCAGUUGUUCAAGUGCUGGUGAAAUAUGGCAUUGGUCUACUAAAGGAAAAGCUGGAAUUACAAUGGAAGAUUCAAACAUUUGGCUAGCACCAGAUAAUAUUAAAAAUAAGUUGGAAGUGUUUACAUUAAUGCCUAAUUUGGGAAAACCUAUAAAUUCACUGGACUUAAAUAGAAAUAGGAUUAUUUGUGGUUGUGACAAUGAAGCUAUAUAUUUAAUUAAUGGUAUUACUCUCUAUAACUAAUUAUAUUGUAUGUGUUUUUGAAUAAAAAGC